Zea mays is the source of this 778-nucleotide messenger RNA. RefSeq lists its product as uncharacterized. The record is from RefSeq and is a predicted model, not a curated record. NCBI's taxonomy places the organism in Eukaryota, Viridiplantae, Streptophyta, Magnoliopsida, Poales, Poaceae. The transcript has a single exon. The coding region runs from base 307 to 516 and encodes 69 amino acids.
UCCAGUACUCCAAUGUGCAAGCAAAGCAGCAAGCCAGCAAGCAACGGUUGGAUUCCUUGCCCCCGCCCGGACCACGGAGAGAGGCUGGACCACGCAGGCUCCUGCCCCUGCCAAUGACGCGUGGGGCCCGCCUCGCUUUCUUUACCCCUCUAAAAAGCCUGCCACUGCGGCGCUCCUCAUUCCAAUUUCCAAGAGAGACAGAGAGAGCGUGUGGAUUUGGGGGAGCUUCUUCACUGGAGAGUGGAGAGCUCCGGUAGCGAGGCGAAGGAAGGAAGAGGGAGGAGGGGAAUCAGAGAGGUCUCCCCGAUGGCGGACUGGGGCCCCGUGAUCGUAGCGACGGUGCUGUUCGUGGUCCUCACGCCGGGGCUGCUCUGCACGCUGCCGGGCCGGGGCCGCGUCGCAGAGUUCGGCAGCAUGCACACCAGCGGCCUGGCCAUCCUCGUCCACGCCGUCCUCUACUUCGCGCUCAUCACCAUCUUCCUCAUCGCCAUCGGCAUCCACGUCUACGCGGGCUAGUAGCCGCCCGGAGCAGGAUGCGAUAUACGGAGUAGUAGGUUGCGCCGCCGCCGUGAUCCAGAUCAAGAUCUGUUUUUUUUUCUUUGUUCCUUUUCGCUCUCUCUCUCUCUCUGCCCUCCUCCUCGGAUUUGCUGCCAGUAUGGACGAAAUCAUUGAUUAUGGUCUGGACGUCUGCUUGUAAUCAAUCAUGACUUGUGUAAUCUUGCUUGCGGCCAUCAGUAUCGAUCAAAUAUCAAUCGCGCUCAUUCCAUAUUUUUUUUAA